CCCGCCCGGGAGCGCUUCGCCAUUAAAAAGGCCGUUAGACACCCUUUUGGUGCCCUGUGUAAGCUACAGCGUAACAAGAUCUCCGCUCUCUCAGGACGCUUCAGAGAUGUACCUCUCUCCCUUCUUUGGUCCGCCGGGUCAGAGCCUCUCAAGAACUGCUCCUGGUGUCUUCUGCUGAGGGCUGACUUUCAGAGAGAGCUUUUCCACUGAGGAGGGCACCAAACCCAGCUGUGGACAAAGGAUGCCUCUAGUAUGACAGGUGCAGACAUCCUCCCUGCUUUGUAACCAUGAAGGAGACUGACCGGGAGGCUGUCGCAACAGCGGUCCAGAGGGUUGCUGGAAUGCUGCAGCGCCCUGACCAGCUGGACAAAGUGGAGCAGUAUCGCAGAAGAGAGGCCCGGAAGAAGGCCUCUGUGGAGGCCAGAUUAAAGGCUGCAAUCCAGUCACAGUUGGAUGGCGUGCGCACGGGCCUGAGCCAGCUCCAUAACGCGCUGAACGACGUCAAGGACAUCCAGCAGUCCCUGGCGGAUGUCAGCAAGGACUGGAGGCAGAGCAUCAACACCAUCGAGAGCCUCAAGGACGUGAAGGACGCGGUUGUGCGGCACAGCCAGCUCGCUGCCGCCGUGGAGAACCUGAAGAACAUCUUCUCAGUGCCCGAGAUCGUGAGGGAGACGCAGGACCUCAUCGAGCACGGGGAGCUGCUGCAGGCCCACCGGAAGCUGAUGGACCUGGAGUGCUCCCGGGACGGGCUGAUGUAUGAGCAGUACCGCAUGGACAGCGGGAACACGCGUGACAUGGCCCUCAUCCACAGCUACUUUGGGAGCACGCAGGUGCUGUCCGACGAGUUGGCCAAGCAGCUGUGGAUGGUGCUGCAGAGGUCACUGGUCACCGUGCGCCGCGACCCCACCUUGCUCGUCUCUGUCGUCAGGAUCAUCGAGAGGGAAGAGAAGAUUGACCGGCGCACACUCGACCGGAAAAGGCAGACUGGCUUCGUGCCUCCCGGGAGACCCAAGAACUGGAAGGAGAAGAUGUUCACCAUCCUGGACAGAACAGUUACCACCAGGAUCGAGGGCACGCAGGCGGACACCAGGGAGUCGGACAGGAUGUGGCUCGUGCGCCACCUGGAGAUCAUACGGAAGUACGUGCUGGACGACCUCACUGUUGCCAAGAACCUGCUGGCGCAGUGCUUCCCGCCGCACUAUGAGAUCUUCCGGAGCCUGCUGCGCACCUACCACCAGGCCCUGAGCGCGCGCAUGCAGGACCUUGCAGCAGAGGACCUGGAAGCAAAUGAGAUCGUCAGCCUGCUGACCUGGGUUUUGAACACUUACACCAGCGUGGAGAUGAUGGGGAACGCGGAGCUGGCCCCCGAGGUGGACGUGGCCCUCCUGGAGCCUUUGCUCUCUGCAGACGUGGUCUCUGCGCUGCUCGACACCUACAUGUCCACGCUGACCUCCAACAUCAUUGCCUGGCUGCGGAAGGCCCUGGAGACCGACAGGAAGGACUGGAUGAAGGAGACAGAGCCCGAGGCCGACCAGGACGGCUACUAUCAGACGACGCUGCCUGCCAUCGUGUUCCAGAUGUUCGAGCAGAACCUUCAAGUUGCUGCUCAGAUAAGUGAAGAUUUGAAAACAAAGGUACUAGUUUUGUGUCUUCAGCAAAUGAAUUCUUUCUUAAGUAGGUACAAGGAGGAGGCGCAGCUGUACAGGGACGAGCAUCUGCGGGACCGGCAGCGCCCGCACUGCUACGUGCAGUACAUGGUGGCCGUCGUCAACAACUGCCAGACCUUCAAAGAGUCCAUAGUCAGCUUAAAAAAGAAGUAUCUGAAGCACGAAGCGGAAGAAGGCGUGUCUCUGAGCCAGCCGAGCAUGGAUGGGGUUUUGGAUGCCAUUGCCAAAGAGGGCUGCAGCAGCCUGCUGGAGGAAGUCUUCCUGGACCUAGAGCAACAUCUCAAUGAACUGAUGACAAAGAAGUGGCUGUUAGGGUCGAACGCUGUAGACAUCAUCUGUGUCACUGUGGAAGACUAUUUCAAUGAUUUUGCCAAAAUUAAGAAGCCGUAUAGAAAGCGGAUGAUCGCUGAGGCGCAUCGGCGCGCGGUGCAGGAGUACCUGCGGGCCGUCAUGCAGAAGCGCAUCUCCUUCCGCGGCGCCGAGGAGCGCAAGGACGGCGCGGAGCGCAUGGUGCGCGAGGCCGAGCAGCUGCGCUUCCUCUUCCGCAAGCUGGCUUCCGGCUUUGGCGAGGAGAUGGACAGCUACUGUGACACCAUCAUCGCUGUCGCGGAGGUCAUCAAGCUCACGGACCCCUCUCUGCUCUACCUGGAGGUCUCGACUCUGGUCAGCAAGUACCCGGACAUCAGGGACGACCACAUCGGGGCACUGCUGGCCAUGCGGGGGGACGCCAGCCGGGACAUGAAGCAGACCAUCAUCGAGACAUUGGAGCAGGGGCCGGCCCAGGCCAGCCCCGACUACGUGCCCAUUUUCAAGGAUAUCGUGGUUCCCAGCCUCAACGUGGCCAAGCUCCUCAAGUAGCCGGUGUGACCCUGGCCUCAGACUGCCGCGCGUCAGAAAGCACUCCCCUCCCCACCCCCAACCCUGUGUGCACACUUCCAAACUAUUACUGGACAAAAACGCUGAACUGCUAUCAGGGACUGACAGCUUUUUGCCACCACCUCACCAGUGAUGACCUUGCAGACCCGCCCAGAAGCCACUUUGGGGUUUCAGAUGCCUGAGGUCAAGGUCAGGCGGAAGCAGACCUGCCAGCAGGCAAUGCGGUGGGUGUGGUAGGUGAACCCGCAGGCAGGUGGACGAUGCCAGGAGGCACACCCAGCGGAUUACAGGCCUGCACCUGAAGGAACAGGGAGCCCUGGGUGAAGUCUUGCCUCUGACGCCGCCCUGCUGGACACGGCUCUUGGCCCGCACUCCGAGGGAGCUGCGGGAUGGCUCCGGCACUCGCCCCGCUCCUCCUCACAGACAGUGUGUGGGUGCUGGGCGGCUCUGAGGACCCUGUCCUUCCUCACCCGUCUAGAACCAGAGCGCAUGCCAUGCUGUUUCCUCCUCAGGAGAGGCAGAAAAUUCGCAUGGAGGGCUCUCUGCUCAGAGGAGUUACACACAACCUUGGAGAUGGGAGAGGCGGUUCCCACAGCCGAUCCUGGUGGGAGGACUGUCUCUCUGGAGGACUCGCAGCCUAGAUGGAGACGUGAGAGGCGGUUCUCACAGCUGACCCUGGCACAGGAGAGGCCUGGCUGUCUCCCAGGCUUCCUGCCAGCUGCUCUCUGCUAGCACGUCAGUCCAGUCCAGCUCCUUCUCAAUCAGACUGAGAGUCUAGGAUUCAGUCGUGCAAGGGUUCUGGGUUAGUGAAGUUGAGUGUUAGCAGUCAUUAGUGGUUGCUCCUCGUGAUAAUGAAAAUACGUUUGUUUUUCCACUUAAUGGGAGAAUUUUCACUCUGAGUUACUUCUUGAGUAAAUACCCACGGUGACUGCAGAUUGUGGCGGCUGACCCAGGUGACCGGCCCUGUGGUGGCCACCACACGCCUGCACCAUGGUGGGUCCUGAGCUGAAUGCUGGACACCACCACAUUCCGAGGGCAUCCCGAUGUGCUGGGUGGCGUGGUGGGGGCCACUGUGGAGGGCCGCUCCUGGUGGGCGGAUAUGGUGUCCACACUGACGCCCAGGGAAGGGGCGUAUCCAGGUCACUCAGUGCAAGGCCCGCGGGCACCUGUGCUGAAGGCCAGCAUCUGCCCCUUGCUCAGGCCCCAUGUGCCUGCUGAAGGAAGUGGGUUCAACGGUGGGCAGCUUGGGCUCACGGUGGGAGCUGACUUCACAGACACAUCGAGUCUUGGCAUUGUUUGUAGAAACACUGCUGUUCAGUGGAAGCACAUCUUUCAAGUCGGGAAAUUUCAGACUCAGGUUUAUUUAGCAGGUUUCCAAGACACCGGGGAGAAGGGUCCUGACCGCACGUGCUCGCCACACUGCCUGAGGUGCUGUCCCGUGCACCUGCCUCACGCAAUCUGCGCUCCCGUAACGAGGACACGGAGGCAGACCCUGGAAACGGGGCUGGGUUUCUUCCUCUGCUGAGGACCUCAGUCAGGGCUAGUGGGCAGCACGGGUGUCCAGCUGCCCUGAGGCCCUCCUGCAUGGGAAGAGGCUGUGAGUCCCUAAGCAGACAUGACUGUUCUGACAAGGUGACUCCCAGUGAAGACGGUCGUGGUGAGGCUUCUGCCAGCCUAGGACCACCAGAGGCUGCAGAGGCCGGAGGACUCACCUACAGGGCUUAGGGGGCGCAGCCCUGGCCCCCCUGCCCUGAUUGCCAACUCCAGCAAUAAGUGUUGUGUUUUGGGGUGGGGGUCAGCUGCAGGAAAAAGCCCCCUGCUUGCUGGAGACUAUGCUUUCCAUCAACAUGGAAAGGGCUGUAGUUACUGAGUUCUCUUAGAAUGUCUAUGGCCUAGAUUUUGACUUGCUAUAGCGUUUUUUUUUAAUUAAUUUCUUUUUUAUUGAAGGAUAAUUGCUUUACAGAAUUUUGCUGUUUUCUGUCAAACCUCAACAUGAAUCAGCCUUAGUUACAUGUAUAUCCCCUCCCUUUUGAAACUCCCUCCCAUCUCCUUCCCCCGACUCAUCCCUCUAGGCUGAUACAGAGCCCCUGUUUGAGUUUCCUGAGCCGUGCAGCACAUCGCUAGCUUCUUUAUACGGUAAGAUUUCAGUGGACUUCCUGGUGGUCCUGUGGUUAGGGAUCCACCUUCCAAUGCGGGGGAUGUGGGUUCAGUCCCUGGUCAGGGUAGGAAGUGACAGAGCAGCUAAGGCUUCGCAGCAGCAAAAGAUC
Messenger RNA from Budorcas taxicolor (takin), 4810 nucleotides. It is a transcript of the gene EXOC3, whose product is annotated as exocyst complex component 3. The record is from RefSeq and is a predicted model, not a curated record. The transcript is spliced from 14 exons. NCBI's taxonomy places the organism in Eukaryota, Metazoa, Chordata, Mammalia, Artiodactyla, Bovidae. Gene Ontology annotation, molecular function: SNARE binding. Gene Ontology annotation, biological process: exocytosis; exocyst localization. The coding region runs from base 288 to 2525 and encodes 745 amino acids. Gene Ontology annotation, cellular component: exocyst.